GGCGCUCAGUCAGCCAGAGGCAGGCGGACUGUGUGCCACCACUCCAGCUCUAAUUCUCCACGUCAACACUUAAGUGUGCAUCAUCCAAAAAAAUAAAUAAAAUACCAGCGAACAUGGAGCACACCUAUGACACAGUAGAUCAAGGGAUUGUGGUCGAAAACGGAGGCCGCGAUGGAGCUGACAGCCCGGACCAAAAACAGCCCAACCGCGAGGACGCAGGUGAUGCCAGGGCGCAGCUGUACAGCGAAGUGCAGGUCCACGUCUCCGCGGAGGGAGAGCGCAGCUCGCCGGACUACAUGGAAAUCAGGGAGGGAGACAAACACAGCGGCUCGUCUUCCUCAUCCAGCGACGACGAGGAUGAAGUUAAGGCAAAAGAAGAGGCAGAGGAAAAAGUGGAGGUGACAAUCGAGCCGCAGCCCGUGGAAGAGGUAAAUGUGGCGGAGGAAGAGGAGAAGAAGGAGGAGAAGGGGGAGAAGGAGGCGAGCGGCGAGGCGCACGACAGCUCCAGGCGUUCGUCGGCCUCCUCGGGAUCAUCCGCCCCUGCGGGAGACCCGUGCGACGACCCGCCCAUCCAGCCUCGGAUCAAGGUGGAGGAUAAUGCCGAGGAUGGGAUGGCGCACACGCCGACCGACGCUGACCCCACACCGGAGGUGUCCGUCGACGACAUCCUGACAACUCUGGAGAAUGUCACUCUGGAUGAGAGCAGCGCUGCUCCGGAUGACCCCAGCAAUCCUGAAAUCUCCCUGUUCGUCAAGGCAGGCAGUGAUGGAGAGAGCAUCGGCAACUGUCCCUUCUCUCAGCGCCUCUUCAUGAUCCUCUGGCUCAAAGGAGUCGUGUUCAACGUCACGACCGUCGACCUCAAGAGGAAACCAGCAGACCUGCACAACCUGGCCCCGGGGACCCACCCUCCUUUCCUGACCUUCAACGGAGAGGUCAAGACCGAUAUCAACAAGAUUGAGGAGUUUCUCGAGGAAACACUCUGUCCUCCGCAGUAUCCCAGACUGGCCGCCAAGCACAGAGAGUCCAACACAGCUGGAAACGACAUCUUUGCCAAGUUCUCAGCCUACAUCAAGAACACCAAACCAGAAGCCAACGCCGUUCUAGAGAAAGGUUUAACCAAAGCCCUGAAGAAGCUAGAUGACUACCUGAACAGCCCACUGCCAGAGGAGAUCGAUGCAGACAGUAUGGAGGAAGAGAAGGCCUCCAGCAGAGGCUUCCUGGACGGGAACGAGCUGACUCUAGCAGACUGCAACCUGCUUCCUAAACUGCACAUAGUCAAGGUUGUUGCUAAGAAGUACCGCAACUACGACAUCCCAUCAGACAUGACGGGGGUGUGGCGGUAUCUGAAGAAUUCCUACGCACGCGAUGAGUUCACCAACACCUGUGCCGCUGACCUGGAGAUCGAGACCGCCUACAAAGACGUGGCGAGGCGACUGGCCAAGUAACUCGCCAACUGACCCGAGCCCUGGCAAAAUAAACCAGCAUCACAAACAUCACUUCUCAACAAACACGUGACUGUCAUUGGUAGAAGGCUUCUGGUCUGUCAUAGUAAACAGAUCAGAAGUCUGCGCUGGAGGGUGGCGCCUUGCCAGCUCCAGAUGUGAUGGAUUUCAGUCAUUCGGCGCGUAUGGUAUUUCAAUAUAGCAGACAUGGCAAAGCAGAAGUGGAGCAGAAGAUAAAUCAAAUACAUUUAACUUGAUUGGCAAUCCAAAAGCACGUUCAAAUUUUGCUGCUGUGAAACUUCUGACAUAACUCACUUUUUUUUUUUCUUUCACUAGAACACGAUUGUGUCUGUCUGUAUUUAUUCCUCGUGACUAACACAAAGCUCUCUUUCAUACAUGCUCCAGCACACGGCCAAACGUUUUACUAGCUGCUGAUGUCAAGGUCGUUGCUUUAUUUAUUCCCAAGCCCACAGAAGUCUAGUCUGACUCCAGUGUUUAUUAUCGAGCCCUGGCUCCCGGGGUAGACACCUUGAUUCAUCUGUGACUGAUGAUUGAUGCUAAUUGUUUGCUGAAUACGGCCGUACCAAUCUGGAGUUUCAUUUCGGUCGGCACUCACUGCUGCAGCGGUAGUUUUAUUUUUAUUUCUUCUGGAGCUUGUAUGUGGAGAUUCCCCCCUGAUUCUUAAAGUUUGACUUGAAGGAAACAAUAUUUAGAUUUGACUGGACAAAAUGUAGCAAACGAUGAGCUUUAACAAAGCUUGAAUUGCUUAUAUGCAUGGAAGAGUUUUAAAAUGUAAUAUUGAAACCUGAUAUGGAGCCUGUUUCAAAAAAAAAAAAAAAAAAAUGAAUGAAAAACUACGUGCUUUUUUAUUUGGAAGUGUCAGAAAUCCACGCCAAUGUCACUGAUGGACUCAUUCUGAAAAAUGUACUGCAGCCAGAGCUGAGACGUUUGUUUUGCCUCCAGCUAUUAGUGUUCGGUCUAGGUAUUGAUUUUGUCUUAAGUUACGCAUGAUAUUAUAAAUGGAGAGAGUAUUUAUUUAGCAGCCCCAAUCAGGCCUGAUUGGGCAGAGCCAUUAGUGCUGCGAUGAAAAGCGUCUUCCAGGCCAGGUCCGCGAUGGUCAGGAGUCCUGCCCUCCAGCCCUUCAUCAGAAAGACAUUUCCUUUUACUGAGGAGUCUAUCAACAUCCGCUGCCUAAAAAGUUAAAGUUCAAAAGUUUCAUUGUCCGCUCGGAGAGGAUGGAAAUUUGCCUUGGGGCUUAUCGUCUUUGGCUUGGUAUCAGGCUGCGACUGUAGCAAGACUUCCUUGAAGAACCUUGUGGCUCUUGUGUGGUUUUGGACAAACACAUGAUAUGAAAUCGGAGCAUGAUGACUGAGAGGCUUGCUCGUUGCAGAGCUCUGCAAAUAAAAUAAUAUUUUCACA
This is a messenger RNA of Mugil cephalus (flathead mullet), 2861 nucleotides long. RefSeq names its product chloride intracellular channel 5b (gene clic5b). Lineage: Eukaryota; Metazoa; Chordata; Actinopteri; Mugiliformes; Mugilidae. Bases 114 to 1445 code for a protein of 443 amino acids. The transcript is spliced from 6 exons. The record is from RefSeq and is a predicted model, not a curated record.